Messenger RNA from Desarmillaria tabescens, 942 nucleotides. Its product is annotated as D-isomer specific 2-hydroxyacid dehydrogenase. The transcript has 3 exons. Gene Ontology annotation, molecular function: oxidoreductase activity, acting on the CH-OH group of donors, NAD or NADP as acceptor; NAD binding. The coding region runs from base 1 to 942 and encodes 313 amino acids. NCBI's taxonomy places the organism in Eukaryota, Fungi, Basidiomycota, Agaricomycetes, Agaricales, Physalacriaceae. The record is from RefSeq and is a predicted model, not a curated record.
AUGUCGCAAUCUCCCGUCCGUGUUGUCGUUCUCGACGAUUAUCAGAAGGUUGCACUGAAAAGUGCCGAUUGGUCAAGUCUAAAGCAAAGAGGAGUAGUUAUCGAUGUAUUUGUCGAUGUGAUAUCGAACGAAGAGGAACUGGUGACACGCUUGCAGCCGUACGACGUAAUUUGUGCGAUGCGGGAGAGAACCAAGUUUCCCAAAUCUAUCAUAGAGAAGCUUCCAAAUCUGAAAUUCAUAUCUACCACUGGAAUGGGGAACAGAAGCAUUGAUACAGAGUUUGCAAAGUCGAAGGGCAUUUUGGUAUCAGGGACCCAAUCGGCCGGAAACUCGACCGUAGAACAUAUCUGGGCACUCAUCCUGGCAGUUGCUCGAUAUAUAGCCAUUGAGGAUAACAACGUCAAAAGCAAGAAUCCACAGUGGCAAACAGUGGUCCCAUUCGGCCUAGCAGGCAGAACCCUGGGUCUUGUUGGUGUCGGAAAACUUGGUGCUAAAACCGCUAGGAUUGCAAAGGCCUUCAACAUGAGAGUUCUAGGUUGGUCUCCGAAUUUAACAGAGGAGCGAGCGAAGGAGGCUGGGGUGGAGCUUGCCAGUUCGAAAGAAGCGCUGUUCAAGGAAAGUGACAUUGUUUCCGUGCAUAUGGUUCUGGCAUCGAGCACUGGAGGCAUGAUUGGACCUGCCGAACUUGCGGCAAUGAAGCCUACGUCGUUUCUUAUCAAUACAUCGCGGGGGCCACUGGUACAGGAAGAGGCAUUGCUCGAUGCGCUGAGAAAUAACAGGAUAGCAGGCGCAGGGCUGGAUGUGUACGAUAUCGAACCACUGCCUUUGGACCAUCCACUCCGAACGUUGAAAAACGUGACUCUGAGCCCACACAAUGCGUACGUCAAUGACACGAAUUAUAAGGUCAGUCCAAGCAAUAAUCGUUCUGUGUACGUGUAUUGA